GAGACACAUUAUUCAAUCAACCUCCCUCAUAAUACAGUAGUCUGAGUUAAUUUGAGAGCUUAGCUAAGCUGUAGAUAUAUCUAGACCAAUAGAGAGACUUUGAAACAGUUCAUAUACACUACUCAUCUCUAUUUAUCAGAGGUAUUCUAGCUGCUUGUUCUUUGUGAAAGCACAAAGGAUUCAAUAUGAAUGUGUUGGCCUCAGAAUGCAGUAGUGGUUGUGAGUCUGGUUGGACUCUAUACUUAGAGCAAUCUUUUCUUUCUCAACAUCCGAGUAAUGGUUUUUGUGAGGAGUUUAAGGAAAAAAGAAUUAGCUAUAGUAAUGAGGAUGAAGAAGAAGAAGAAGAAGAAGAAGAAGACCAGUCAAUGGUUUCUGAUGCUUCUUCUGGGCCUCCUCAUUUCAAUGAAGAUGAGGUUUACUUUGAUGAAAACAAUAAUGGGAGCUUUUAUCCUCCAUCCAAAGAUGUUCCAACAUUGAAGUUUGGAGGAAAAAAGCAGAAGAUCAAAGAAAAGGGUAGAUGUGGUGGUCAAGAUCAACAGCAACAGCAACCAUCUUUUCUAGAUGACACUGCUAGCUCCCCGUUCUUCAACAUUUCCAAGAACAAUUUCAUGGUGUCCAGUAAUCAAGGUUCAGGUGAUAGUGUCCUGGAUUUCUCACAAGGUUUCUCAUCAACUCAUUUUCAGGGGAGAUCUGCAUACCAAGACCAUUAUGGUUUCUUCCAACCUACUCUACCUGAGAAUCAACUUCAGGAUCAAAACCAGUGGUUUGAAGGGAAUGAGAUAACAAGAUCUUCAUAUCAUCAGUGAUAUCAUCAGUUGCUGCAUGUGUUAGUGUGGAGGUUGUAAAAGUAGAGACAUGGAAUUGGAUCUCAAAAAGGGGAUCUAAAUUUCUCCUUUCUUUUUUUUCUUUCUUUCUUUCCUUCACCUGUCAAUGUGUCAAUGCAAUGGGAAACAACCUAAGAGGAGAAGUUAGAAAUAAAUUUCCAUGCUUCCUAAAUUUAAUUCCAUGUGAACUUGUAGUGGUGCAACUGAGCUGAAAUUUUGCU
Fragaria vesca subsp. vesca is the source of this 1045-nucleotide messenger RNA. RefSeq lists its product as uncharacterized. The coding region runs from base 186 to 806 and encodes 206 amino acids. Gene Ontology annotation, biological process: cytokinin biosynthetic process. The record is from RefSeq and is a predicted model, not a curated record. The transcript is spliced from 4 exons. Lineage: Eukaryota; Viridiplantae; Streptophyta; Magnoliopsida; Rosales; Rosaceae.